Rotaria sordida is the source of this 279-nucleotide messenger RNA. The record is from the annotation of a GenBank genome assembly. NCBI's taxonomy places the organism in Eukaryota, Metazoa, Rotifera, Eurotatoria, Philodinida, Philodinidae.
AUGGCAUCGGAUGAUACUUAUAAUAUUAGACCUAUUUCAUCUCAUCAAUCUCAUUCAUCUACAGGUUCAUUUCCUCAAAAUUCAAUAUCAUUAUCAUCACCCAAUAGUCCUAUUAAUACAGGAAAUCUCAAUAGUAGCUUAUCUCAUAGUCGUCAAUUAUGGAAUAUGGCUUUUGAAAAUGUUCUCGAGCAUAAAGAAACUCUUCCAUCAUCAUCAUCAAUAAUUUCAUCAACUGUUGGUAAUGAUUCAAUUGGUUGGUACAAUUUAACUAAACGGUAA